Molecule: messenger RNA, 4678 nt
Organism: Paramisgurnus dabryanus
Lineage: Eukaryota; Metazoa; Chordata; Actinopteri; Cypriniformes; Cobitidae
Product: phosphofurin acidic cluster sorting protein 2
Biological process (GO): protein localization to plasma membrane
Molecular function (GO): transmembrane transporter binding
Source: RefSeq, a predicted model, not a curated record
UGAAGCUCCGCCCCUCACCAUCGCAAAUCUGUGUGUGUGUGAGAGAGAGAUGAGCUGAAAUCCAUCCGGACCGUGUGCAUGAAGAGUGAGGUCCAAAAACAACACAGUCCAGCUCGAGUGUCGCUUCGAUGAUGGCCGCGGCUAUGGAGAGAGGAGGAGUCCGGGCGGCCUUCAUGAAUCCGGGUGUCGGCGUACCCGCGGCCGCUCCCGCUGCGCCCGCAGGAUCCGUUAUGGCUGGUGCCGCCGCGGGUUUGGGCUCGGGUUCGGUGGGUUCGGCUCCGAUCAUGCCCGUGCCAAUGAAUUUGUUCGCGACGUGGGAAAUUGACCGCUCGUCUCCGAGCUGCGUUCCGAGGCUGUGUAGUCUGACGCUGAAGAAGUUGAUGGUUCUGAAGGAGUUGGAUCGUGAGCUCAGUUCUGUGGUUAUCGCUGUCAAGAUCCAGGGUUCGAAGCGCGUCCUGAGGUCAAACGAGUACAUGCUCCCACCCAGCGGCCUCAUGGAAACAGACCUGGAGCUCACCUUCUCCCUACAGUACCCACACUUCCUGAAGAGAGAUGCCAACCGGCUGCAGGUCAUGCUUCAGAGGAGGAAACGCUACAAAAACAGAACUAUUCUGGGUUACAAGACGCUGGCCGUUGGUGUUAUUAAUAUGGCUGAGGUUAUGCAGCAUCCCACAGAUGGAGGACAGAUUCUAGGUCUUCAUAGUAACGUGAAGGAAGGUCCGGUGCGUGCGGCUGAGCUGAGUGUUUUUUCAUUGUCCAGUCAACCUAUUGACCCGGAGGACGGCAGCGGACAGCCAGAGGCCAAGACCAAAGCAUCAGACCGAUCUCCGGAUUUGGAUAAUUAUUCAGAAGAUGAUGAUGAUAGUUACUCUUCAGAGCAAGAAGGCAGUGAUGAUGCUGUUCAGGGUCAGGACCUUUAUGAUGAAGAUGAGGAGGUUCAACGAAAGCCCAAAAAAUCUCGAAGGAAAAUGAUAAGAACCACAUCUAUGACUCGGCAACCGAACUUCAAACAGAAGUUUGUUGCUCUUCUGAAGAGAUUUAAAGUGUCUGAUGAGGUUUUGGACUCAGACCCAGUUGAUCAGACACAGGAGGUUGAAGAUUUGGAUCUUCUGUAUGACAGUCUGGAGGUUUAUAACCAAAGUGACAGCGGCCCAGAGAUGGAGGACAAUGAGAGUUUACUCAGCACACCCAAACCCAAACUAAAGCCAUUUUUCGAGGGGAUGUCUCACUCCAGCUCACAGACAGAGAUCGGGAGUUUACACAGCCAGAAGAGUCAACCGAGAGAACAGCCAUCAACUGGUGGUGAUGUGUUAACAGUGGAUAAGAACAAAAGCGCUGCUGCUCGAUAUUUGGAUGAGACCGCAUUGUUGGACUCUACAGCUGUGGAGCUGAUGGAGGAGGAGGCGGGCGGGGGAUCGGUCACAUGUGAUUCCAACAUGAGCUGGGAUGUGAACACAGAGAAAUUAACAGGAAGUGUUGGCAAACUCUGCAAGGCCGAAUCUCAGACUCUCAUGUCACCUAGUAAAGCUGACAGUAAAUCACAGCGUCGUCCACGCAGCACAUCGAUGAAGGACAGACAGAACUCAAAAGCUCAAAGCGAUCGAACCAACAGCAUCGAGAGCGAAACAUCACCCGACUCCAGACUCAUUACACAGGUGCCGAGAAAAUCAGUAUACGAUCAACUGAAUCAGAUCCUGAACUCUGAUGAACAUCUGCCAGAGAGCAUGAUCCUUAUCAACACUACAGACUGGCAGGGACAGUAUUUGAAUGAGAUCCUUCAGGAGCAUCAGCAGCCCGUUGUGUCCACCAUCUCACCUGCAGAUGUCCAGGGUGCGUUCAACACCAUUGUCACCAGGAUUCAGCGAUUCUGUAACUGUAAUGCACAGACGCCGCCAACCAUUAAGGUUGCUGUGGCGGGUGAUCAGAGUUACCUCAGCACCGUUCUUCGCUGUUUUGUGGAGCAGCUCGCCAACAAGACGCCUGAUUGGUUGAGUUAUAUCCGUUUCCUGGUCAUUCCUGUGGGUUGUCAUCCAUUGGCCAAGUACAUCUCAACAUUUGACAGUAAAUUCAAUAACAUCUUCAUGGACGCAGGCUGGAGGGAUGUGUUUGGGAGGUUGGAGGCACCGACUUCAGAUAAUAUUGAUGUGGCCGGACGUGUGUCACAGUAUCUCACCGGAGCAAAUCUCUCCCAUCAGUUCCCGAUUUCUGAGGCCAUGCUCACCUAUAAACAGAAAAGGAAGAGAAGUUUGUAUUUUGAUUUUUACAUCAGUCCUGAUGAAGACUCCUGUCAGAAGUUUGUCCCGUUCAUUGGGUUGGUGAAAGUGGGAAUUGUAGAACACAGCUUAUCUACAUCCGUGGACUCUGAUGAUGUGAUGGUGGGAAGCGUGAACAUGCUGUCCUCACCUCCGGCCCAGACGGGGACCUCACACAGCAAAGACAUGACCUCUACACCUCCAUCAUCUCCUUCUGUCUCUGCCAGUCUCUCUACAGCAGGUUCUCCAGGCUCUGGCGGUGAGGUAAUGGGUCUUCAGGUGGAUUACUGGACACUUCAGGGAUCAGAGAAGAAGAAAGAAGGUGACAAGAGAGAUGUGGGAAUUAAGAACACACUGAAGAGUAACUUCCGCUCACUGCAGGUGUCUAGAAUUCCAAGUGGAGGCGAACCGACACCUCCUCCCGGCAUGGCCAUGACUGUUGUCAUGAAGGAGAAAAACAAGAAAGUUAUUUUUCUAAGCAAGAAGCCGAAAGAGAAGGAUGUGGAUUCUAAGAGUCAGGUGAUCGACGCCAUUAGCCGACUCAUCUGCACCGCCAAACACCAGCACACUAUGCUGAAGGUUUCAAUUGAUGGCGUGGAGUGGCAUGACGUAAAGUUUUUCCAGCUAGCAGCACAGUGGCCAACGCACGUUAAGCACUUUCCAGUGGGAAUCUUUAGCUACAGCAAACCUGUGUGAACUGCCAUUCCAGAAACCCCUCCUGCACAUUAAACAUUACAAAUGAGGGAGUGAAACAGACUUAUGGAUUUUCCUGUGGAAAUUUUUCCUUGUUGAUUUGAAAGCCUGUGUCAGAAGUAUUGUUGCUCAUCAUUUUUGUUAAUCUGGCAGUGAAAGAAACAAUGAGAUGUUUAAAAACAAGCACUGUCUUUUAUUUUAUGGUAAGCAGUAAGUGUGUGGUAGGAAGUGUACAGACACGUACAGCUUCAGUCGCACUUUGUUUGAAUUAUAGUUCAUUAUUAUUAUUUCUGUGAAAUUUUCAGUGUCAGUAAUUGUUCUAUGUACAAUAUUAUAGAAUGGGAUUUAAGAAGUGAAGUCAAAUGAGUUUUUGUGCAACAGGUGUGUUUGUGAGUUUUGUGAAUUUCGCAAUGAUGCGUGAUUUGCAAGUGGGAGGGGUUAAUGCACAUGUGGGAGGGGUUACAUUUAUGUUGCAGAAUGAUUUAAUUGGAGCUGUGAAAAAAAGGCACGUCUUUUUAUUUUUUUAAUAACAUGCACACUUUGUGAUAAAGAAAAUUGACUUGGAUUUACUAAUAGUUAAAGUGUCAUUAACUGGAUGAAUUGAGAAUGUGUUUGGGGGAUAAAACACAUGUCACAGUGUGAUAAUUUAAGUAAAAGAGUACAAUCUAAAGGGAAAUCAAGUUGCGAGGUAACAGGUAACAUAGAUUUAUAUGAAAGUGAUUUUAAAGGCCCUUUAAAUGGUUUUAGUCCCAUGUAUGUGGAUUUGUGUGUGUGCGAGAGUGUGAAUAGGGUUAGCAUGUGAUCAUGUGUGUGUGUAUGCUCUGAAUACAGGGUCCAGUCACUGCCAGCUAACAAGGGCUCAUGUUUGUUAGGAUGAGAACAAAAAAUGAUUUGUGAUCUCAUCCUAUUGAGUGUUUGUGAAUAUCUGUGGUAAAUCUCCUGCUUUAAGUCCCUUUACAAAGAUCUCCUGUUUAUACAGUACAUAUUGACAAACAGUGUUUAUAGCAGCUUUACCUGUGAUUUUGUGUGCUUUUUGUAUGAAAGCAUCAGUAUUCAUUUGCGUGGGUUAUUUUGCUGUGGUGUUAUUUUAAAGUCAAGAGGAAACUGCAAUAUUGUUACAUUUCUCAGAGAGUAAACGUUUUGUUUAAGCGUCUUUCAGAACUGUUACUCUUAUUUUCCAUGAACUCUGUUUGUAUUGAUUUUAUGAUUAGUUUAUUUAAUGUGGGCUGCUGAAGUCUUUAGUUACUCUUGUUAUUUUUAAGCACUAUUUUUGGCAUUGGGAGAUUCUUUAAUCUGGAGAACACUAAUAUUUAAGCUGUCUGUUUGAAAUAGAAAUACAGACAUUUGCACAAAGCAUCUUUUUAAAGUAUGACAGUAUUGAUUUUGAAGGAUUCACAGAGGAAAGAUUUUCUCCUGUUGUCUUUAAUACGUGUAUAGAAACAUAAACUGCCAUUUCAUAUCCUUUCUACUGGUUUUAAUUGUCAUAUGAAUAUGAAAAUGAUUUUAACCAUAGCUGCAUUGUGAGUAACACAUUUAAUGUUACUAUUUGUUUUUGUAUCUCUUUUUAAAGGAGUUGAUCUCUUAUAUAGACAUGUUUUUUUUGUAAUUUAGACAUGUAAAUGAAACUAAAGUGAACCAGUGUGUUCUUUUCAUUGUGUGUAAAAACACAUUAUUUUCAGUAUUUGAUAAUAUUCAGAAUAUUAUUUGAGUAUUGUGGAAAUAAAUUAGAAAAA